Anguilla anguilla (European eel) is the source of this 3903-nucleotide messenger RNA. RefSeq names its product apolipoprotein A-I-like. Gene Ontology annotation, biological process: high-density lipoprotein particle assembly; phospholipid efflux; reverse cholesterol transport. The transcript has 3 exons. Gene Ontology annotation, molecular function: phosphatidylcholine-sterol O-acyltransferase activator activity; cholesterol binding; phospholipid binding. Bases 2745 to 3554 code for a protein of 269 amino acids. Gene Ontology annotation, cellular component: chylomicron; blood microparticle; high-density lipoprotein particle. The record is from RefSeq and is a predicted model, not a curated record. Lineage: Eukaryota; Metazoa; Chordata; Actinopteri; Anguilliformes; Anguillidae.
ACAAAUUAAGGGAAGCGGCUUGUUUUUUUUUCAUGUUUGCAGAUGGGGCUGGAGGUUGAAUAUCUUGGUGCGCCACCAGGUGUCAGGAUAGUGAAACACUCAUAUGUAGUCUGAUCCUGUUUGAGAGAAUGCAGAACUUGCAACAGGAUGACACAGUUUUAACUGUAUUUCCUCUUUUUGGCUGGACCGCAACACCGGGGCCAGCCCUACAAACGCGAAUGUCUGUGAUUGAUUCACUGAGUGAUGAAGUUACACCAUUGGUCUGCCGAGUUAUGAAGUUACGCCAUUGGUCGGCCGAGUAAUGAAGUUACACCAUUUGUCAGGAUUCUGCUUUUUUUCUGUUUCAGUCAUUCUUUUUCUGGGCUGCCUGAUGGUGGCACUUCGGCUUGUAUUUCAGUUUGCUCCCUCAUUAGUUUUCCCUGUGUUAAUUGUAUUACUGUUUUCUAUUAUUCAAUCAUUGUUUCUGUUUGCGUCUCAUUAUCCCUUAGGGUUCCCUGUCUCAGUCCAUUUCAGUUCAGUUCAGUUCAGUUUAGUUUUCUUAGUCAUAUGUAGGUUAACACAGGGUCAACGGUACAAUGAAAUGUGUUGGACAAGAAAACAGGUCAGCUCACCAAUAAAGCACUAGUCAUAAUAUAGAAUAUAAGAUAAAAUUAAAAAAGAUUUUAAAAGAUGGAGUGAGGUAUAGAUAAAAUAUAACACUAUAUACAUAAUAUAACACUAUGAACUUAGAUGAAAAUGAGGAUUUAUGUAUAAAAGUAAACUGACGAGUGUAUACAAUAUUACAAUAUUAUUGCACAUUGGAUAUGUAGCAGUCCUGGUUAUGUAGCAGUCCAGUCCAAAUAUGCGAUGUGGAAUACUUAGAUAUGUGAGUUGCAAAGCCUGAUGGCCUGGCAAUAAAAACCAAGUCUGGGUGUAUGUGUGGCCAUGCUCCUGUAUCGUCUGCCAGACGGUAACGAGGAGAACGGUCUUCAUGCUUAGUGGCUGUGAUCCUUGAUGAUACUGUGUGCUUUCCACAGGCACCGCUGGUGGAAGAUAUCCUGAAUGGCCGGGAGUCUGUUGCCAAUGAUGUGCUGUGCCGCCUCCACCACUCUCUGUAGUGAUUUGCGGCUGUGGGCAGAGCAGUUCCCGUACCAGACCGUAAUGUAGCCCAUCAGAAAGCUCUCGAUGGUGCACCUGUAGAAGUUUGUGAGGAUGCUGGCGUUCAUGCCAAACUUCCUCAGUCUCCUCAGGAAAUAGAGCCGCUGACGAGCUUUCUUGACCGUGGUGUCUGUGUGUAGUGACCAGGAGAGGUUCUUGGUGAUGUGCACACCGAGGAACUUAAAGCUGCUGACCCUUUCAACCUCAGCAUCACCAAUGUGGAUGAGGAGGUGUCCACCCCCCUGCUGUCUUCUGUGGUCUACAAUCAUCUCUUUAGUUUUACUGACGUUGAGAAAGAGUUUGUUGUCCUGGCACCAGCUGGUUCGUGUCUUCACCUCCUCUCUGUAGGCUGUCUCAUCGUUGUCCGUGAUGAGGCCCAGGAUGGUCGUGUCAACUGUGUCAGUCCAUUUUAGUGUCAUCUGAGUCCAGUCCCGUGUUGUCUGUGAGUCCAGUUCCGUGUCGUCUGUAUGUCCAGUUCCGUGUCAUCUGUGAGGCAGUUCCAGUGUCUGUCUGAGUUCUGGCAAGUAGCUUAUGAGGAAUUUUGCGUUUGCCAUCCCCCCAUGCAAAGACAUGUACGGGCAUUUAGGUUAAUGUCUGUUAGAGGCAGCGCAUGGGUUGAUUGAAAUUGCCAACGUAGGCUACCCAUGCGCAUAAUCCAAACUAAAUCCCUUGCCCCUAGUAGUUCCCCUGGAGUGCCCUCUGAUUAUAGCUCACUGACAUCACAUUGAGGGCCACUCGCAAAGAUGAAUGAAGAACUCAGGGAUACCCCCUUCAGCAUGAAGCCUGUAUAGGCUCUAAAUACUAUUUGAGAAAGUAUUUGGUUUUCCAUUAAAAUAAUUUACACAAAUGAAAUACAAUGUAUUUCAUAUGGAAAUGUAUUUGAAAAUACUUCAAAUAUGUAUUUACAUACAUUUUCAAAUACAAAUACAUACUUGCAUUUGACCAAGGGCUGUAAUAAACAAAGGCAGUAAAGCACAUCAUCCAAAACCACACCAAGUGGCUUUGAAACAGGAAUGAAUUCAUUGAUUAAUUUAGCAUUCCAUAAUAAUCAUGACAGUGGCAGAUUGAAUGAAACUGAGUAACAGCACUGAUUGGCUUUGGUUUCGGACAAGUCUGCAGAAGUGCGUGUGAGGUACAGUAUGAGUCCAUGUGCUGCAAAGGUCCAAGGAUGUCUGCUGCAUUAAAUCCACAAAAGGUAACAUCAAGGCAGUAGUGUUUGGACUUUGUGUUCCACAUCCCUGCCCACGGUUCUCUAUAUAGUGGUCGGGCACAGCAGGACAGAAUCAGACUCACUGCAGAAGGCUCACACACAGGUAAGAUGGAAACUGCUCUUAUUUAUCAAGUGUUUUAAACUAACUAUGCUGUUGUAAAUGAGAUGUAGUUUGUCAUGAGGUAUUAAUUAAUAUUCUGGUGUUCUUUAGGUUCACAGAUAUAGCCAUGAAGUUGUUUGUGGUGCUUGCUCUUGUUGCUUUUACUGGUGAGUGAAUUUUACUAUUUUGCUUAUGGUAAGUAACUUUACUGAGAACACUUUUUGGAAUGAACACUAUCUUCUGUGAAAGUCCCAAAAGCUGAUAAGAAAUCAAAAACACUUCUAUAGCAAAGAUGUAAUGAAAUUGACUAUCAAUGCUGUAUUACAAAAGCAAACAAAAUUGUUUUGUCACAUGCCAACAGACUGCCAAGCCAAUGUUCUGAGGUCAGAGGAACCCAAGCCACAACUGGAUCUGGUGAAAGAUGCAUUCUGGGACUACUUUGUCAAAGCAACAAAAAUAGUUCUAGAUACUCUGAAAACCAUUGGAAACUCUGCGUUUGGACAGCAAAUGAAUGAAAAGAUCACAGAAAGUGUGGAAGUGGCCAGCCAAUACAGAGCCAUAGUGCAGGAUCAAGUUGUCGUCUUUAGCCAUGAGUUACAUAAAAAGCUUUCUGAACAUGUGGAACAGCUGUCAGAGAGCCUGCAGCCGGAUAUAAAUGAAGUGAGGGUCCAGCUGGAACCCUUAACUGAGAAGCUGAGGGCCAACAUUCAGCAGCAGAUGCAGAAGGUGAGGCAGGUGCUGGACCCCUACACAGAGUCCCUGGACACAAGAGCCCUAGAGCGUGCCCUGCGACGGAUGCAUCAGAAGCUGAUACGCACCCUAUUUAUGAGUGUGGAUCAGCUGCUGUCCCACCUGCAUGACCAGCUGCGCCCCUCCACUAAGGAGCAGAAGAGGAAAGUGGAGGAGAGUGUGGGGGAGUUCAUGGAAUUUGUGUGGCCCCUGGACCUGCAAAAAAGACUCAUAAACGAGAUCUUUGACAAACUCGGGAUGGUUGAUCGGACCCUGUACCGCUACGCUGAUAGCCUGAAGACAAAGCUCAAUCCCUACAUCCAGGGCCUCGAAUCCCAGCUCACCGCUCUCUGGGAGUCUUCUGCCAAAAGUGCCUAAGUGCAGGAGGAACCACUCCCUGCUCCCCUUAUCGAUUCUAACUGCCUGAAUCUCUCUGAGACUCCAAUAACGCAUGAUCAUCUUUUCUUGACACUCUCUUCCAGUACCUGUCAGCUAUUGAGUGGCUCUUUCUUACUUUUGCUGUACAAUUAACAAAUUAAAGACCCACAGCAGUUAUGAUGUGUAGAGUUGUCAUUCUUUUGUUCAGGAAGAGCUAGGAGAAUACUCUAAUACUGAAGCAAAACGUUUUACUUUUUUCAUGACUGCUUAGAUAUGUUUUUUUUACAUGUUCUGUAAAAAUUGAUGGAUGCUUUCUAACUUUCUGAAAUAAAGGCAAGAAAACGAAUCA